AUCCCUCAAUAAAGAAAGAGAUAAAGAACAAUGCACUCCCUAUUUAAUGCUCCUUUCAACACCUGCUUCGACUCUCCCCUCUCUGCAUCUCUCCCUCCCUCUCUCUGCUCAGAUCUUUGUGAGAAGCGAUUCGAUUCCUCUCGCGCGUCAUGGACGACGACGGCGACUGGAUCACGGCGAGGUACCUCCUCGCGUCCAUCCUCGGGCGGGACCCAAUGGUCGUGGACUACGUCGACGAGGAGUCCUUCCCCGUCGACCCUCCUCCCGCCCGCCUUGCGGAGGCGCCGGCGCCGGCGCCGGCGCCGGCCGUUUCAGCGCCGCCGGCGGUGCGGGCGCCCGCGGGCGUGGCCGGCACGGUGUGCGCGGUGUGCACCGAGGAGAUCGCGGCGGCGGACGCCGUGGUGCGGCUGCCGUGCGCGCACUGGUACCACGACCGCUGCAUCGCGCCGUGGCUCGGGAUCCGCGGCACCUGCCCCACGUGCCGCGCCGAGGUCCCGCGCAGGGACGCCGCCGCCGGCGACGAGGAGGAGGAGGCCCGCCGCGCUAAGCCGCCGGCGCGCGCCCGGGCCGGGACCAGCGGCAACGUUGCCGGCGCAAGCGCCCGCGCGCGGCGGGACGCGGCGUACGAGCACCUCGCCGGCGGCGUGCUGUCGGGCUGAUCGAUGUCCCCGUGUGGGGGCGGCGCCGGCGCCGGCGCCGGCCGAGUGGAUCAGCAGGCGCGUGGACCGCGUCGUCGUGCGCUCGGGGUUCAGAAGAAAUGGGUACUACGGGAAAGGGUAAAUAGCUGAGAGAUAAUCUGAGCCGAAUUUCCGGCGCCGCGCCCAACUUCAUCCAGAUCCAGUACUUCACUUGAGAAUUGCAAUAUCGAGCUGUGUUUCCUUUUUCUCUCAUGAAAGAAAUCGAAGUCCUCGUCCGGCUCGGCUGCUAAGCUGGGUAACAAGGCGGCGACCUCUGCUGCCAUGGCGACUCGAGAAGAGGAGGAAGCAGCGGCAGAACUGGAAUCUGUUGAUCUGUUUUACCAGUUUCUUAGUUGUCUGCUCAGAGAUUCAUGUUAGCUGUAGACCCACCAGCAAGGGCCGACACUCUGUCGGUCAAGAUGAUAGGUGUUUGUUGUUGUUUCUGUCGUGAUUGUGGACCGUUUCCGAGAUAGCCUUAUUUUGAGCUUGUUGGUGGUGGUGGUUGGCUCUCUGCCUCUCUCACCUCGGUAUGUUUCAGGGUGGUUUACCUCUUGUUUUCAGUAAUUGAUAAUUGAUUUCUGUA
Messenger RNA from Panicum virgatum (switchgrass), 1260 nucleotides. RefSeq names its product E3 ubiquitin-protein ligase RNF181-like. The transcript has a single exon. Bases 150 to 659 code for a protein of 169 amino acids. The record is from RefSeq and is a predicted model, not a curated record. Gene Ontology annotation, cellular component: cytoplasm; nucleoplasm. Lineage: Eukaryota; Viridiplantae; Streptophyta; Magnoliopsida; Poales; Poaceae.